Molecule: messenger RNA, 1779 nt
Organism: Psilocybe cubensis
Lineage: Eukaryota; Fungi; Basidiomycota; Agaricomycetes; Agaricales; Agrocybaceae
Exons: 6
Coding region: 1-1779 (592 amino acids)
Biological process (GO): piecemeal microautophagy of the nucleus; endocytosis; exocytosis
Cellular component (GO): intracellular membrane-bounded organelle; membrane; cytosol
Molecular function (GO): sterol binding
Source: RefSeq, a predicted model, not a curated record
AUGAGCACGACCCAGCACGACAACAGCAUCGAUGAGGAUGCCCCAGGACCGCCCAUCUCGGUUCCGGAUUCAGGGGACACAGGCGAGGGCGGAAAGCUGAAGAUGAUCGUCCAGCUCGUGAAGAAGUGUCUUGGUGUAAAGGACAUCGCUACAAUGCGAUUGUCCCUGCCGGCUUCGUUGCUGGAGCCCAUGCCCAAUCUGGAGUACUGGCACUAUCUGGAUAGGCCCGACAUCUUUUGCACGAUCAAUGAUUCCGACGAUCCUUUUAUGAGGAUGAUCUCGGUGUUACGAUUUACAUUUACGAAAGAUAUCAAGUUCAUACACGGCAAAGUCUGCAAGCCGUACAACUCGGUGCUGGGCGAGCAUUUCCGGGCGCAUUGGGAUGUUGAACCUAACCCGUACAGACUAGACGAUGGGGAAGGGAACAGCAACAGAGACUCCAUCGGCGAAGCCUUGGCGUCGGAAACGGGCAGCGUGAAGAGCGGCAAGAGCUCGAAGAGUACUACGAGUGGGAUCAGUGCUUUUUCGAAACAUAAGAGUCCCUCCACUGCUCCCACUUCGCCGCACCAUCCUGCCGCUGGCGGUGGCGCCGAUACCGAUAACCUCACAGCACAGGUGUCCAGCCUCAGCCUUGGGGGCAAUAAUGCCAGCACCCCCGGAGGCACGGCGCCCGUCCGCGUGGUUUUCCUGACCGAGCAAGUAUCCCACCACCCGCCUGUCUCUGCGUACUUCGCCACCUGCCCGAGCCGGUCGAUAGAGAUGUCCGGUAUCGAUCAGAUAUCAGCAAAGGUCUCUGGGACGACCCUGCGCGUUUCGCCUGGUCAGUAUAACCAGGGCAUAUUCAUCCAUUUGACGGGAGGCCCCGGCGAGGGCGAGAAAUACCAUAUUACGCACCCUGUUGCGUCGGUUAAUGGGAUUUUGAGGGGCAGCUUUUAUGUCACUGUUGGCGAGUCGACGAUUAUUACGUGUGAAGGCGGUAAGCCUGGACAUAAAUUUAGGACGAUUAUCGAGUACAAGGAAGAGUCCUGGCUUGGCCGCGCGCAUUUCCUCGUCGAAGGCGUCAUCCACACCGUGUUCGACUCUGACACGACCCACUGCGCAGAAUGGACCAAAGUGAAGCACGUCCCGCAGAACCGCGUCGUCGCUGUGUUCGACGGGUCCUGGCGGGGCAAGAUCCGGUGGAAGCGCGUCGGGACGGGGUCGUACCCCAACCCAGAGCACAACCACACAGGAGUGACGCGUUCCACCGCGUCGUCGCCCAACCCGUCCCAUGCGAAACUGCCCAUGCCGAAUAUUCCUGCGGCGUCGGUGUCCAAGGCGGACGUUGCGUCGUAUUAUUUGUCGGGGAAGAGGAGCUCUGGUUCUGGUUCUGGUUCCGGAUCGAGUUCGAAGUCGUCGUCGGUGGCAGCUGAGGAUGAGUGGAUGCAGCUUAUGGACCUGUCUACGCUCUUUGUGGUGCCGAAGACGGUGCGGCCGUUGGAGAGGCAGCAUUCGCGGGAGAGCAGGAAGCUUUGGGAGAAUGUGACGGACAAGCUGAUGAAGAAGGAGUUUUCGGAGGCGACUAAGGAGAAGGUGGCUAUUGAGCAGAGACAGCGUGAUGAGGCUGCUGAGCGGAAGAAGAAGGGUAUCCAGUUUGUCCCGAGGUACUUUGAGAAUGACUUGGAGCGAGGAUACGCAGUUUUGACUGAAGACGGGAAAGUUGCUGUGGAAGAGGAGAUGAAGGAGGACACUCCUCAGUGCAUUGAAGGUAUUGAUGUCAACGCGCAGCUGUCGAGUUGA